UCGCAAUCAGACUUAUCACCCAACCCCCGCAAAACACAAACCAGGUCUCAACAGCUCAGCUUCCGCGCGCGUUGUCUGCUUGAUCUGUGAGGAUUUUGAGAGGGGCGCGACUAGCUGUUGUUUGAUUGCGAAGAGUGUGCUCGGCUUGGCUGCCCGCGACCGUGGUGUAGUCUCUCCUAUCGAAUGCUGCAUCUGCUGCUGCAUCUGCCGCAAUUAUCGACGACGACGCUUCAAUGACGAGAUCAAGGCGUGGUGUUGUAGCUAUACUGGUUGGAUCAGUGCUGCUCUGUCCUAUACUCUACUGUAUAUAUUUCGACUACAAACGACGCCAUGAUCCAGCCUUUCGCAAACUCCUCCGGAGAACGGGCAAACAUCACCGGCAGAGAGAAGCAAAGCUGCAGAAUCUGAGGUUCAGGCGGUUAAUCGACAGUCGCAUAUCUGAGCUCGAGUUGAACAGACGAGCGACGCUGCCGCCGGUCGAAAAUUCGCGGUUUAUUCUCGAUAAUCUGUCGAUUGGAGAGAACUGUGCAUCGCAGGGCGAUUAUGAAAACAGCGCACUGGCGUUCUACACUGCUCUUUAUGUAUAUCCGAGUCCCGAAGAACUUUUAAACUCAGUAAUGGCAGACGAUAACGUCCGACCAGUACUGCAGCAGAUGAUCAAACUGCGACCCUUCAGACCGCCUGCACAGCGAUACCACGUCUCUCCCACAAUACUCUAAUUUCCCACUCCUACUCUUAUCCAACGUGGUCUGUCAUCACCUACCGCUCUCAUCAUAUAGAUAUUGCUUUUCUUCCUUUUUUUUGGCAUACGUGGGUCGUCGUCAACUUUGCGCGGUCGCUCUCACCUCUUGUAUUAAUCACAUGCCAGUCUGGCAUUCCUUGUCCUUCUGCUUUCAUCGCUCUGUACAGUGUUCUCGAGACAACAUCUGCUGCAAGACACUACUAAUCUAAUCCUUUGUACUUUUUGUUAUCUUUUUUUAUCUGGGUUUUUAGAUUGCAUAUAAUGGCGAGUCGGGUUUUCUUUGUUUUUAUUCUCUUUGCUGAUUACUAGUAGUAU
This is a messenger RNA of Myxozyma melibiosi, 1057 nucleotides long. RefSeq lists its product as uncharacterized. Gene Ontology annotation, molecular function: transmembrane protein transporter activity. The transcript is spliced from 4 exons. The record is from RefSeq and is a predicted model, not a curated record. Gene Ontology annotation, cellular component: mitochondrial outer membrane; mitochondrial outer membrane translocase complex. Lineage: Eukaryota; Fungi; Ascomycota; Lipomycetes; Lipomycetales; Lipomycetaceae. Gene Ontology annotation, biological process: tRNA import into mitochondrion; intracellular protein transport; protein targeting. Bases 234 to 719 code for a protein of 161 amino acids.